AUGGCAGAGAGAGUGCAGAUAUCAGACUUGAUCUGGUUAAAACCUGAACGGCAAUCUGAAUAUGAUAUCCCCAUAGCAGUGAAGGUGCUUAAUAGUUCUGGGGGUAAAUUAGAAGUCAGGGAUGAUGACGGAAGGAAAUUCAUUACUGAUGCUACCAAUGUCAUCAAACCUCUUCAUGCUACGUCCAUUACAAGUGUUGAAGAUAUGAUAACGCUGGGAGAGCUCCAGGAGUUUACUAUUUUACGCAAUCUUCAUAUUCGAUACAAUCAGCAGUUAAUUUAUACCUAUACCGGAUCUAUGUUAAUAGCGAUUAAUCCAUACGAAAUACUGCCGAUAUACACAAUGGAUCAAAUACACUUUUAUCAAGAUAGAAAUAUAGGUGAUAUGCCUCCACAUAUAUUUGCCAUCGGUAGUGAUUCAUACAAAGAGUUACUGGAUACAUCUUCAAAUCAAUGCGUCGUAAUCAGCGGUGAAAGUGGAGCUGGUAAAACUGAGAGUACAAAAUUACUUCUGCAAUAUCUAGCAGCAGCUAGUGGUAAGCAUUCCUGGAUCGAACAACAGAUACAAGAGACAAAUCCUAUACUUGAAGCUUUCGGGAACGCUAAAACUGUUAAAAACGACAACUCUUCCAGAUUUGGGAAGUAUAUUAAUAUUUAUUUCAAUAAUCAAGGCAUAAUUGAAGGUGGGAAUAUUGAACAGUAUUUAUUGGAAAAGUCUCGUAUAGUGCGCCAAAGUAAGGGAGAGAGAAAUUAUCAUAUCUUCUACUCACUCGUCACAGGCUUGUCCGCGGAAGAAAAGAAGAAACUUGAGCUUACUAGACCUCAAGAUUAUGAAUACCUUAACUCUGGCAGUAUGUUAACAUGUGACGGAAGGAAUGAUGCACUAGAAUUUUCGGAUAUUAGAUCAGCAUUCAAAGUGCUCAACUUUUUAGACGAAGAAGUUUGGGGAGUUUUUAACUUACUUGCUGCAAUUUUACAUUUGGGAAAUCUUAAAUUCAAAUCAUAUAGCUCAAAUAAUAUUGAGUCAUCUGAAGUGGCAGAUGCAACUAAUGCAAGCAGAAUUGCAUCAUUACUAGGUGUUAAUAAAGUGCAUUUUUGUGAAGCACUUACUCGCAAGACGUUUAUUGCUCACGGUGAGAAGAUUGUUUCAAAUGUAUCAGCUAGUUCAGCUACUGAAGCAAAGCACGCUCUCGUUAAAGCUAUAUAUGGAUCAAUUUUCGUCUAUAUAGUGGAAAAUAUAAACAAAACGUUACAUAAAGACGAAACCCUCUGCGGUGGAUCAAUAGGAAUAUUAGAUAUUUUUGGUUUUGAAAAUUUUGAUAAUAAUAGCUUUGAGCAACUGUGUAUUAAUUAUGCGAACGAAAACCUGCAACAGUUUUUUGUUAAGCACAUAUUCAAACUUGAGCAGGAGCAGUAUCAAAAGGAGGGCAUUACUUGGACAAAUAUUAAUUAUGUCGAUAAUCAAGAGAAUUUGGAUACUAUUGGUUUGAAACCUAUGAAUAUAUUGUCACUGAUUGAUGAGGAAUCUAGAUUUCCUAAGGGCACAGAUUUAACGUUGUUAGAUAAAUUAAAUACAAAUCAUGGCAGUAAAAAGUGUUAUGCGGCUCCAAAAUCGACGAGAGACCACACGUUUGUAAUACGACACUUCGCAGGAGACGUUUAUUACAAUGUCAAUGGGUUCCUUGAUAAAAACAGGGAUAUGCUCACAACUGAUUUGAAGGAACUUUUAAUGGAUUCAACGAACAAAUUUUUAAAGACGAUAUUUCCAAUUGACCUUUCGCCGCAUAGUGGUAGUCGAAAACCUGUAUCGUUGAGUCAUCAGUUCAAGACGUCCCUUGAUUCCCUUAUGAAGACCUUGUAUGCCUGUCACCCGUUCUUUGUACGCUGUAUCAAACCAAAUGAGCUGAAAAAGCCUCGGAUUCUGGAUCGACCACUAUGCGUCCGUCAACUAAGGUACGCCGGAUUAAUGGAGACAGCAAAAAUAAGACAAGCCGGCUAUCCUAUAAGACACUCAUAUGCAGAAUUUAUUAACCGGUACCGGCUUAUUGUACCAGGUAUUCCACCCGUAGAAAAAGCCGAUUGCAAGGAAGCUGCCAAAAAAAUUUGUGUUCAAGUCUUAAAAGACCAAGACUUUAGGCUUGGACAUACGAAAGUAUUCCUAAAAAAUCACCACGAUGGAAUUCUGGAAGAGUUAAGGCACAAAGUUGUUAUAAAUGCAGUUAUCAAAGUUCAGACUAAUGGAAGACGGUUCAUCUACAGACGAAGAUUUCUAAGACUACGAGCCGCGGCUUUAACGGUACAGAAACAUUUCCGAUCGCGAGGCUAUAGAAAUAGAUACUUGAUAAUGAGAAGAGGGUACUUGCGAUUACAAGCCGUGUUGAAAUGUCGAGAACUUAGAAAAACCUUCUUAAACCUAAGAGGGUUUUUCACAAAACUUCAAACUCAAAUCAGAGGAUAUUUGCUUCGAAAAAUGAUACUAGACAAGCGUUCUAUUAUAACCGCGCAAUUAGCACAGUUUAAAAAAGACAAAGAACAGAGUAAGUUGGAUACAAAAUCUGCAGAGGAUGAAUAUGAGAAAAAAUACACGGAGUUUAUGAGAGCUGUUUGGAUUGGAAAAGAUGUGGGCGUAGAAGCUGCCCAGAACACUGCGUUUAUAGAUGAUAGAUAUGUUGAUGACGUGUUUGGUUUUUUAAAGGAUACUGCGACUCCGGCGGGGACUGUUAGAGGAACAGGAUUCGGAGUAAGUGCAGUCGAAAAACCCACAGCAGUAGAUGUUAUUAAUAUACCCCUUCAGAGAGAGUAUGAGGAUGAGGCAUUCGAUGAGUUUAAUUUCAAGAAGUUUGCGGCUACUUAUUUCUUAGGAAACGUCAGCCACCAAUACUCUCGGAAACCUCUUAAGCAUCCUCUUCUGGACCUGCCGUCGCCCGUAGAUAAGGCAGCAUCACAGGCUCUAUGGAUCACUAUAUUGAGGUUUAUGGGCGAUAUCGCUGAACCUAAAUAUGUCGAUGAUAAGAAGGAUAACACACCCAUAAUGACCAAAUUAACAGACACCGUUGGACGAGCAUUCCAAAAAAGCAAAGAAUUCGAGGAGAUGCUAAAAGAAAACAAUGAUGGUAAGAGAAUGAUCCAACGAACUCUAAAAAACAAUCGAAGUUGA
Messenger RNA from Pieris macdunnoughi, 3156 nucleotides. Lineage: Eukaryota; Metazoa; Arthropoda; Insecta; Lepidoptera; Pieridae. The record is from the annotation of a GenBank genome assembly.